Messenger RNA from Colletotrichum siamense, 1401 nucleotides. RefSeq names its product Protein STB5 (gene STB5-1). Lineage: Eukaryota; Fungi; Ascomycota; Sordariomycetes; Glomerellales; Glomerellaceae. The record is from RefSeq and is a predicted model, not a curated record. Gene Ontology annotation, molecular function: DNA-binding transcription factor activity, RNA polymerase II-specific; sequence-specific DNA binding; zinc ion binding. The coding region runs from base 1 to 1401 and encodes 466 amino acids. The transcript is spliced from 4 exons. Gene Ontology annotation, biological process: positive regulation of transcription by RNA polymerase II; DNA-templated transcription.
AUGGACGUCCUGCCUAAAUUCCCCUGCUUCGAAGAAGAUGAGAUUGGUAAAUAUUUCAACUUAUUCUACGAGCUGGAACUAUUGAAAACCAUCGACGAAAACCUACCAGACAUCGCAGAUUUUGUAGUUCCCAUGGUGCUGGCUAUUUGCUCACUGACGUCCAGGAACAACAACUUCGAAAAGGUUGCUGCCCUGAGCGAGGCUUUACAAUCCGAUGCUUUGCGUCACGCAGAGCGGAUUUUGCAGCGUGCAUCAAUCCCGUCAUUGAAGUGCCUGCUUCUCAUCAUUCAACUCGCGCUGUUACUCCCGCAUACCGCUAACUUAUGGCAUUCGACCGGGGAAGCUAUGCGGGUAGCAGUGAGUCUGGGACUACACCAGGAGCCUGAUGGCCGAAUGAUGAAGGACCACAAACUCUGCGAAGAGCGACGCAAGCUCUUUUGGGUUGUUUACCAGCUUGAUAGGAUCGUUUCCAUAUCUGCGGGAUGUCCUGUCGCCCUAAGUGACGAACACAUCACAACCCAGCUUCCGUACGGAGGCGGCAGUCCUUUUCAUGGUGAUCCAGAUAAUAAUCAUCCCGGAAAAAGUCAGAGCGUGACGCAAAGACGGUUCCUCAUGAGAACGCGUGCCUGCGUCUUACAGUCGGAAGUACACGCUACCCAGUUCUUCGAUCAAGCCCUCCCAGACUACAUCAAGGACCAAGCCGACUGGAUCAACAAGAUCAAUGAAGCCAUUCAAAAGCUUGCCACUGAAGCCACGCCUGAACCUUGGGCUGAUCCAUGGCUAAUUUCAGCGCCUUAUCAAUGUCGCGUUCUACUCCAUCGGCCCUGUUCCAGAAACAUUGUGGUAUCUGACGAGUCGUUACUGGCCGUUGUAAUUGCAGCGACCAAUCUGAUUACUCUGGACAUGAAUGUCGCUAAAGCAGGGGGGCUCGUGAUGGCAUUCGAAAUUGGCAAUCGGGAUUUUCAAGCCGGGAUGGUUUUGCUUUACGCUCUCCGGAACCACUCUGCAAAGCUGGAGGAAGCUUCGCUUACGGUUACAGCGGAGAGAGCGCUUUCAGAUCUUGUGCAACUAUUCAAUCUGUUGUCCUCGAGAUGGCCACCAUUGGCAGACACUGCUGCAUAUAUCAACGAGCUAGUCGAUACGAAUCUCCGCAAUCCAGUCGGUCAUAGUGGUAGCGCUUAUGACAUGAAUGUCCUUGAGGAACUGGACUGUCUCGUCACCCAACGACGAAUCCACAGCAUUCGCCAUCGCCACGUUGUAUUGCCACAGCAGAAGAAAUCAGCUGCUGCUGCCACUCAACCGAAAGAUAGUGGUCAGCAGAUGGGUGAAGAUCUGUUUGAGGACGAAAACUGGUGGCGGGACUUCAUCAACGAUGAUUUAGUUACGAACGACAUUCAAUAG